Condylura cristata (star-nosed mole) is the source of this 4047-nucleotide messenger RNA. It is a transcript of the gene AFTPH, whose product is annotated as aftiphilin. The record is from RefSeq and is a predicted model, not a curated record. Gene Ontology annotation, biological process: intracellular transport. The transcript has 10 exons. NCBI's taxonomy places the organism in Eukaryota, Metazoa, Chordata, Mammalia, Eulipotyphla, Talpidae. Gene Ontology annotation, cellular component: AP-1 adaptor complex; trans-Golgi network membrane. Gene Ontology annotation, molecular function: clathrin binding. The coding region runs from base 258 to 3053 and encodes 931 amino acids.
GGUGGAGGCGGCGGCGGAAGAGGGCGGAGGGUAGUGGAAUGGGGGUCCCGCGGCAGCGCUGAAAGUCCGGGUGGGCGUCCAUGGCGCUGCUUCGCUGACAGGACCGAGAGCAGCCUGCCUUCCGCUCUCACCAGAUCCGCGUCGGAAUAGCCGGUUCUUCCCCGGGGAGCCAGUUCCUCCCUGGCCCCUGAGCCAUGCCCAUCGCGGCCGCCCCAGACGAGCCAGGUGUAAAUUAAUUAUCUGAAAGUAAUUGAGCGAUGGAGCCAGACAUCAUUCGAAUGUACUCUUCAUCUCCACCACCACUAGACAAUGGAGCUGAGGAUGAUGACGAAGAUGAAUUUGGGGAAUUUGGUGGGUUUUCAGAAGUUAGCCCCUCUGGUGUAGGGUUUGUUGAUUUUGAUACACCAGAUUAUACUCGUCCCAAGGAAGAAUUUGUACCUUCAAACCAUUUUAUGCCAAUUCAUGAUUUCUCAGAAGAUGUAGAUAGCCUUACAAGCUUUAAAUCCAUUAAAAAUGGUAAUGAUAAGGACAUCACUGCUGAAAUUUCUUCUGUGAAAGAACAGUCUGAUGUUUUACUUUCAACCACCAGCAAAGAAAUAAUAUCAUCUAAAACUUUAGAUACUUCUGUUGAUGGUAUGGAAAGUUCAGUAGAUUUAAAUAAAACAGUGGAGCAGAGACAGAAUAUUGAAACAUCUGAAAGUUUCUGUCCAGGAGAUUUUAGAACUGAUAUGAAUGUUCAUCAAACCAAGCAGUUAGAGAGCUGCAAUGGUGAAAAGCCUCCUUGUCUGGAGAUUCUAACAAAUGGGUUUACAGUGUUGGAAACUGUAAAUCCUCAGGGAACAGAUGAUCUAGACAACGUAGCUGAUUCAAAAGGACAAAAGCCUCUUAGCAUUCAUAGUACUGAAUAUAAUUUAGACCACACACCUAGGCCUACUGAGGAAUUUGCAGAUUUUGCCACAUUUUCAAAAAAUGAGAGGAUACAACUAGAAGAAGUAGGAUGUGUAGUUUUAAAUGACAGAGUUGCCCUAACCAUUCAGGAAAAUGGUAAAAUUAAUAGAGUCAGUGAACUGAAUUCUGUAAAAGAAGUAUCUUUGGGUAAAAGCAUUGUCAAUAAAGGAGACACUGAUGGAGAGGAGCAGCCUUGUGUUUCAGAAGUAAACAUGAGUAACAGCAGUUUCGGUACUGAAAAACAAGGCCUUCCAACAUUGCAACCGGAUGAAUUUCUGAAUUCAGGCAUCCAAUCAAAGGGUUGGAGUUUGGUGGACUCAGUUGAUAAUUCAAAAACCAAUAAGAGCGAAGAAUGUAAAACUGAGGAAAAACUUGACUUAUUUACUCCUAAAUGUUCAGGCUUAUGUGUGGAUGCAAUUAAAACUUCUGAUGCUGAUGAUGAAGGUGGUUCUUCCAAAGAAGAAAAUAGAAAUUUUAUUAAUUCCCAGAACCCCAGUAUUGACCCCACAGAAGAAAGUGUUUUGGAUGAUUCUAUAAGUGUAAAAAAUGAUGAUAGUAGUAACGACUUUGUGACUUGCAACAAUACCAACGAGGAUGAUUUUGGUGACUUUGGCACAGCUAGUGGCACAACUCCACCUUUUGUUAGUGGUACUCAAGACUCAAUGAGUGAUGUCACUUUUGAAGAAUCCUCAGAGCACUUUCCACAUUUUGGUGAACCGGGUGAUGACUUUGGAGAAUUUGGGGAUACAAAUGCUGUUUCUUGCCAAGAGGAAAUUAUAUUUACUGAGUCAGAUCUAAACCAGACUUCUGAGAGCUUAUCAGAAGGAUGUAAAUUGGCAAGAAAGUCUACUGGGACAGGCACUGAACCUCUGUCAGAACUGAAAAUUGGGCAAGAAGGUGAGUUUGGAGAUUUUGAUUCUGUGCCAAAUACUCAAGAUGACUGUAGUACUUUCCAGGACUCUGAUGAUUUUGCAGACUUCAGUUCGGCUGGUCCUAGCCAAGUUGUAGAUUGGAAUGCUUUUGAAGAUGGGCAGAAAGAUAGUUGUUCUUGGGCUGCUUUUGGAGACCAACAGGCUACUGAAUCUCAUCAUCGAAAGGAGGCCUGGCAGUCACAUAGGACAGAUGAAAAGAUUGAUACUCCAGGAACCCCCACAAUGCACCGCGUCCCUCUGACAACUCCCAAAGGAGCAGUUGUUGGUGACCAUUUACAAGAAUCAGCCACUUCAGUUCAGACAGCUUUAUUAAACCGCCUGGAGAGAAUUUUUGAAGCAUGUUUUCCUUCCAUAUUUGUUCCUGAUACUGAAGAGGAAGUUUCUUCCCUAAAGCACUUGCUGGAAAAGAGCACUUUGCAAAUAAAAACAAAAGAGGCCUUAGCUGAAAGUGGGGAACUGCUGGAUGUAUGGACCGAGCUACAGGAUAUCCACGAUGCACAUGGUUUACAGUAUCAGUGGGGUGGCUCCCAUAGCAACAAGAAGCUUUUGUGCUCCUUGGGAAUAGACACCCGAAACAUUCUCUUCACGGGCAAUAAGAAGCAGCCUGUUAUAGUGCCCAUGUAUGCAGCAGGGUUGGGUAUGUUAGAGCCCACCAAGGAACCAUUGAAACCAUUAUCUGCUGCAGAAAAAAUUGCUUCCAUUGGUCAGACAACCACCAUGUCACCAGAAAUGAACACAUGUGCAUCUGACCAAUUCCAGGAUUCUCUACCACCCGUCCAGUUUGACUGGAGUAGCAGUGGCCUUACUAACCCUUUAGAUGCUAGUGGAGGUUCCACUCUUCUGAACCUUGAUUUCUUUGGGCCCGUGGAUGACAGUAGCUCUAGCAGCAGCACCACAAUCCCAGGUGUGGAUCCAGAGUUAUAUGAGUUAACAACUUCUAAGCUGGAAAUCUCCACCUCAAGCCUCAAAGUAACUGAUGCUUUUGCAAGACUUAUGUCCACAGUGGAGAAGACAAGCACAUCUACCAGGAAACCGAAGAGAGAAGAGCACCUGAGUGAAGAAGCCAUCAAGGUGAUUGCUAGCCUUCCUGACUUAGCGUUCAUGCAUGCCAAGGUGUUGAUGUUCCCCGCCACGUUGACGCCUUCCGCGAGCUGCCAGGAAAAAGCAGACUGAUAACUUGUGAAUUGGACAGUUUCAAUUGCUUUUCCUUCCCUCCAUCCUUCCCUACCACCAAAAGCAUACCUGCUCUAAUUAAAAAAAAUUCAGCUGAUUUGUUGGUAAGCCUCACUAGAAAGGUAUACAUAGUAAUGUAUAUUUAUAUACAUACUGAAGUCCUAAAUUUAUAUUAGAAAACAAUGUAAAUAAUCGGGGGUGAACAUUUUUGAAGAUUUAUUCUUUUUGUGUUGCUGGGGUGUAUACAUUUAUGUCUUUGUGAAAUACACUGGUGGUGUCCUUCUUACAAAACUUUUGAAAUAAAAAAAGAAAAUUAAAAACUCAAAUCUUCACUGUCUGAAAUCCCCUUCAGUCUUUUCAGAUUGCAUUGAAUGUGCUAUUAAUUUUUCAUAUCAUAUGUUGAAAUACUUUUGCUCUCAUAAGUAAGCUCCAAAGUCUCCAUUUAAAUGUGUGUGUGUGUGUGUGUGUGUGUGUGUGUGUGUGUGUGUGUGUGGUGUGGUGGUGGGUUUGUUUCAGAUCUAGCCUUUGUUAACAGUCUUUGCACUCUUUUUUCAAUCUUUUCAAUCUGGAAUAUUGCUGUUUGACCUUUUGCAAGGUACUUCAUCAGCUGCUCUUUGGUAUAGGGCAUGAUCAUUGUUGGAACUUGAUUGGAGGGGGUUGAAGAGAUUGUGUCUGUUUUAAUCCAUUUGGUUUGGAGAAGGACCAAAUUAUAUGAAUGUCUUACAAUGAAAUUUACUUGUUACUGAUUUUUUUGUUCUAUUGUACCACUGUUUUUGAGGAUUUUGCACAGUGUAAAAUGACAUAAUCAUAGAUUGCUAUGGUUUAGGCUGUAUAUACAGUAAAAACUAUGGGUUUUAAAUGUUUGGGGAAAUUCCUAUGGAAAAAAGAGAGACAUGUAGAAGAACCUCUAACAAGGUUAAUGUGCAUGCCAAGGUCUUUUGAGAUGUAAGUGUGUAAAUUUCCUUUUAGCUUACACAAAAAUAAAAUAAUUUAA